AUGGUUGCAAGGCGACCAAUUUAUACCAACCCUGCCGCUUCGGCUGAGCGGUGCGACGCUGCUCAAGCGGGCGCCGUCGCGAGAUUCCAUCAGUCACUUCCCAACUAUGCUCCAACCCCGCUAGUUUCGCUGCCAGAGCUUGCGACCGAAUUUGGAGUUCGGGCUGUCUUUGUCAAGGACGAAAGUAAUCGGUUCGGUCUGCCCUCUUUCAAGGUUCUCGGGGCAUCUUGGGGAUGUUUCCGUGCCAUUGCACAGCAUCUUGGAUUGCCGCCAACGGCUACUCUUGACGAGGUUUCCACUGUCGCAAAAGCUAGCGCAAUUAUUCUGACUGCUGCCACUGAGGGAAACCAUGGAAGAGCCGUGGCCUUCAUGGCCCGGCUAUUAGGAAUUCAUGCUCAUAUUUUCGUUCCCCGGUCAAUGGACGAAUGCACACGCGGUUUGAUCGCGGGGGAAAAUGCCUCGGUGCAUGUUGUUCAGGGGUCCUAUGAUAUGGCAGUCCAAGAAGCUUCAGACCGCGCGAACAAAUUUGAACGUGCACUUUUAAUCCAGGACACUGCAUUCGAAGAUUACGAGAGUGUUCCUGCAUGGAUUGUGGAGGGGUAUUCGACGAUGCUGAGUGAGGCCGAGGAACAGAUCGCUCAACUCGGCUUAUCGGCCAGCGCGAUGGUGACUCCUGUUGGCGUUGGUAGCCUUGCACAUGCAGUGGUCAGGCAUUGCAAGUCCAGGAAGGUCCCGGUAUCUGUUAUUGCUGUCGAACCGGACUCAGCUCCUUGUCUGUUCAAGAGCCUUCGAGCCGGAAAGUCGACCAUUGUGGAGACUUCAUCUACCAUUAUGGAUGGCAUGAAUUGCGGCACUGUCUCAUCGACUGCAUGGCCGGACCUUCAGCGCCUUGUUGAUGUCUGUGUCACGGUGUCAUCUCAUGAGAGCCAUAGCGCUGUCCAAUACCUCACCUCUAAAUCAGUGGCAGCUGGUCCAUGUGGCGGUGCAUCUCUGGCUGCACUGCGGCGACUAGCUACAGAGGCCGACAGGCCCCCCACUCUUCACAAGGAUGCGGUUGUGGUUCUUCUUAGCACCGAGGGUGCACGGGAAUAUCCAACCCCACGGGAUGUUUCUGUGGAAGAUGCAGUGGGCUUGACCCGGAUACUCACCCAAAUCAACUCCUCCAACCCCACAUUGUCGGUCAGCGAUGGGGCUGGGGAGAGUGAGAUUGUGGAUUAUCUUUCUGCUUGGUUUGCCCACCGCGAUAUCGAAUUUCACCGCAUUGAAACCGUCGCUGGACGGCCGUCCAUCCUGGGCAUUAUUCGCGGGAGUGGAGGCGGCAAAUCCCUCAUGUUCAACGGACAUAUUGACACCGUCAGCCUUUCUAGCUAUGAGGGGGAACCUCUUUCCGGAUCCUUAGCUAUGAAAGAAGGGGAAGAGGUUGUGCUUGGAAGAGGCAGCUUGGAUAUGAAAGGUGGCGUGGCAGCAGCAUUGGCAGCACUGUCAUCUAUCAAGGCCAGCGGCCAAAUCCCUCGUGGCGAUAUUAUUGUCGCUGCUGUAUCCGAUGAAGAGGAUGCCUCUCAGGGAACUCAAGACCUUUUGGCUGCUGGCUGGAGAGCGGACGCCGCAAUUGUGGCGGAACCAACGAUGCAGACGAUCGCCACUGCACACAAAGGCUUUGUGUGGGUCGAAAUCGAUAUUCUGGGAGUUGCUGCCCACGGAUCCGAUCCUUCAGCAGGAGUAGAUGCGAUUCUUCAUGCCGGGUGGUUCUUGCGGGCUCUCGACCAGUAUCAAGCCCAACUUCCUAUAGAUGAUCUUCUCGGCCGGGCAACACUGCAUUGCGGGUUGAUUCGAGGUGGUGAAGAGCCGUCUUCCUAUCCUGGAAAAUGCACCGUGACUGUUGAGUUUCGAACCGUCCCAGCUCUGACAGAAGAAUCUAUUCUGGGCGACUUGUCUGCGAUGCUUUGGACCAUCACGCAGGACAACCCUGGCUUCCGAUACGCUGAUCCUCGCAUAACCAUAUCCCGCCCAACACACAAGCUUGCCACAGACCAUUCCUUAGUUGAGAAGGCCGUUGAGUGUGGAUCUGCUGUCUUUGGUAGUAAGCCUUCUGUUCAGAGUAUGCCAUUCUGGUGCGAAGCGGCCCUGUUGGGUCAGGCUGGCAUUCCAUCCAUCGUGUUUGGUCCUGCUGGUGCAGGGUUGCAUAGUAAAGAGGAAUGGGUCAAGGUCACCACCUUGCAGCAGAUGGAGAAAGUCUAUACUAUCUUGGCGCGGGAUUUCUGUUAUUGA
Molecule: messenger RNA, 2268 nt
Organism: Penicillium canariense
Lineage: Eukaryota; Fungi; Ascomycota; Eurotiomycetes; Eurotiales; Aspergillaceae
Exons: 1
Coding region: 1-2268 (755 amino acids)
Molecular function (GO): hydrolase activity
Source: RefSeq, a predicted model, not a curated record